CCCCCGCACCGGCCUCGUCCUCACGGCGGCGUGCCUGGCGCAGUUCAUGGUCGUGCUCGACGUGUCGGUGGUGAACGUCGCGCUGCCCUCGAUCCGCGACGCGCUGGCCUUCGCGCCCGACGGGCUGCCGUGGGUGGUGAGCGCCUACACGCUCGCCUUCGCCGGGUUCCUGCUGCUCGGCGGGCGCGCCGCCGACCUGUACGGGCGGCGGCGGAUGUUCCUCGUCGGCCUCGGCCUGUUCGGGGCGGCGAGCCUGGCGGGCGGGCUCGCCGACUCCCCCGGGCUGCUGCUGGCCGCCCGGGCGGCGCAGGGCCUCGGCGGGGCAGUGCUCUCCCCCGCGUCGCUGACGAUCCUCACCACGUCGUUCGCCGAGGGACCCGCGCGGUCGCGGGCGCUCGGCGCGUGGGCGGCCAUGGGCGGGCUGGGCGGGGCGAUCGGCGGGCUCGCCGGCGGGGUCCUGGUGGCGCUGCUGAGCUGGCGCUGGAUCUUCCUGGUGAACGUGCCGGUCGUGGCGCUGACGAUGAUCGUCGCGCUGGCGGCGGUGCGCGAGAGCCGCGACCUGGGGCCGCGGCGGCUCGACGUGCCGGGGGCCGUGCUGGCCACCGCCGGGCUGGUGGCGUUCGUGUUCGCCGUGGUGCGCACCGAGACCGCCGGGUGGUCGUCGCCCGCGGUCUGGGGCGGGCUGCUCGUCGCGGCGGUGAUGCUGGCGGCGUUCGCGGCGUGGCAGCGGCGGGCCACCGCCCCGCUGGUGCCCCUCGACGUGUUCGCGUCGCGGUGGGUGUCGGCCGCGAACGCGUCGAUGCUGCUCAUCGCGUCGGCGAUGUUCAGCAUGUGGUACCUCGUGUCACUGCACCUGCAGGGCGUGCUGCGCUUCGAGGCGCUCGCCGCGGGCCUCGCGUUCCUGCCGCAGUCGGCCGCGAUCGUGCUCGGCUCGCAGCUGUCGUCACGGCUGGUGCCGCGGCUCGGGGUGCGCCCGGUGCUGGUCGCCGGGUCCGGUCUGACGGCCGCGGGCUUCGCCUGGUUCACCACGCUCGACGCGGGCGCCUCGUGGGCGGGCGGGGUGCUCGGGCCCGGCGUCGCGGUGGCGCUCGGCAUGGGCCUCGCGUUCCCCGCGCUCGCGACGGCCGCCACCAACGGCGUGCCCGCCGACCGCGCGGGCCUCGCGUCCGGGCUGCUCAACACCUCGCGCCAGGUCGGCGGCUCGAUCGGGAUCGCGGUCCUCGCGACGGUGGCCUCGGCCCGCGCCGCGACCCUCACGGCCGCGGGAGCGCCGACGGCCGUCGCGCUGACCUCGGGGACGGCGAGCGCGUUCGCCGUCGCGGCGGGCGCGUCGGUCCUGGCCGCCCUCGCCGCGAUGCUGCUCCCGCGUGA
Molecule: messenger RNA, 1371 nt
Organism: Theobroma umbraticum
Lineage: Eukaryota; Viridiplantae; Streptophyta; Magnoliopsida; Malvales; Malvaceae
Source: RefSeq, a predicted model, not a curated record